Messenger RNA from Gopherus flavomarginatus (Mexican gopher tortoise), 1808 nucleotides. RefSeq lists its product as uncharacterized. The record is from RefSeq and is a predicted model, not a curated record. The transcript is spliced from 2 exons. Bases 1055 to 1684 code for a protein of 209 amino acids. Lineage: Eukaryota; Metazoa; Chordata; Testudines; Testudinidae.
CAAGCUAUAGCUCAAAAAAGAAGUUAUAGGUUAAAUACACAAAUUACUGCGUGAGGCUGUAAAACUUGUGCUAUACAGGAGGUUAGGUUGGAUUAUAAUAACUAAAGGUACAAUUUUGUCAUGAAAACUUUUAGUCGAUUUAAUGACAUAGGAGUAGGGGGAAAAAAAACAUUGUCACAGAAGAAUUAUGGUCCAGGAAGGGUGGGAGGUCGAAGAGUUCACUCACCCUGCAGUAGUGUCUGCUUCCUGCCGGGUUGGCCCCAUUUCCCUGCUCCAGGUAUUGUGACCCCAUGUACUAGGUCGCAGCACCACUCAAGUUUGGCCUUUUCGUCUCUAACUGAGGGCUUGGCUACACUGGAGAGUUGCAGCGCUGGUGAUGGGGUUACAGCGCUGCAACUCACUCUGUGUCCACGCUUGCAAAGCACAGCCAGUGCUGCAACUCCCUGGCUGCAGCGCUGGCUGUACACCUGGUCUGCUUGGGGUGUAGCGAUUCCAGCGCUGGUGAUGCAGCACUGGUCAUCAAGUGUGGCCACCAAAAGCGCUUUUAUUGGCCUCUAGGGUAUUAGGAGGUAUCCCAGCAUACCUUUUCAGCCACUCUGCUCAUCGUUUCGCACUCCACUGCCCUGGGCUCAGGUGACCCGCCCUUUAAAUGCCCCGGGAAUUUUAAAAAUCCCCUUCCUGUUUGCUCAGCCAGGUGUGGAGUGCAAUCAAUCAAUCGCUGACCAUGCCUCCACGCCCCAAACGAGCCCCAGCAUGGAACACUUCCGAGCUGCAGGACCUCAUUAGUGUUUGGGGAGAGGAAGCUGUGCAGUCAUAACUGCGCUCCAGCCGUAGAAAUUAUGAUACCUAUGGGCAGAUAUCAAAGUCCUUGCAGCGAAGGGGCCAUGAACGGGACGCGUUGCAGUGCAGGGUUAAAGUAAAGGAGUUGCAGAGUGCCUAUUGCAAAGCCCGUGAGGGAAACCACCACUCAGGAGCUGCCCCCACAACCUGCCGUUUUUACAAGGAGCUGGAUGCCAUACUUGGGUGUGAUCCCACUGCCAAUCCGAGGAUCACAAUGGAGAGUUCAGAGCAGGGAGAAGUGGGGGAGGGUGUAGAGGAAGCUGAGAGUGAGGCUCCUGGGGUGGAGGGAGACACCCUGGAGUCCCAGGAGGCAUGCAGCCAGGAGCUCUUCUCAAGCCAGGAGGAAGCUAGCCAGUCGCAGCAGCUGGAACUUGUUGGUGAAGAAGAAGCAGAGGAGUGGGUUCCUGUGUCCUUGAAUCCUCUGGCCCUAUCACAGCCUUCUGAAAGACUACAGAACUUGAGGCGCAAGCCAAGGAAAAGCAAAGAAGAUUUGGUGAAAGCAGUUAUGAAUCAGUAUGCCAGAGAGAGUAAGAGGCUUCAGGAUUGGAGAGAGAAAAUGCAUGAGUGGAGGGAAACACAAAGCAGGAGAAAGGAAUUGGCUACCAAGAAAAGCACAAAGCAGCUGAUAAGCCUCCUGGCGCAGCAGAUGGACUGUAUGCAGUCUCUCGUAGCCAUGCAGGCAGAUCAGUACCGUGGUAACCCCCGCCCCCCCCCCCCAAAAAAAAAAAAAAAAAAGCUCUCUCUCUUGUUCCCCAGUGUUUGCUCAAAACACCUUUCUCCAGCAGCCUGGUUCUUACCACCAUCAGCUGCCCCCAACACCUGUACGUUCACCUACCAGCCCUGAGAACUACAACCCUUACCCUAUGCACUCAACCCCCAUCACAAUGCAGCAUAUUAAUCCUGAAAUGCAGCAGGCAUUGCACAGCAAUCCAGGCGGGACAUAUUCAAACCUCUGAAUGUACAGUCCA